Fusarium odoratissimum NRRL 54006 is the source of this 3048-nucleotide messenger RNA. RefSeq lists its product as uncharacterized. The record is from RefSeq and is a predicted model, not a curated record. The transcript has a single exon. Lineage: Eukaryota; Fungi; Ascomycota; Sordariomycetes; Hypocreales; Nectriaceae. The coding region runs from base 211 to 1065 and encodes 284 amino acids.
GGAGCUUCCAGUGGGCUGGCCAGAUAUCGCUUCGCACAGCUUUGUCAAACUAACAGCCAACUGUCUGAAUAGCGUCAUUCAACUCGCGCAUUCGACGUGAACGAGGCUGUGGUGAACCCGCGAAGAAGUCUGGACUGCCCUCUGCUCUACUGUACCAUCGACAGCUACCGCGACGACUCAGGCGCCAAUUGGUGCCGCACAUCUCCCACCAUGGCCAACUUCAUCGCAACAGUCGAGGCUAUCAUGACACCCUCGCUCGCCACAAUCAUUAUUGGAGCAAUUAUCAUCAUCGGUGCUCCUAUAAUUCUUCACCUGAUCCUCUCCUCAUCAAGGACAUACACCGUUGCCCCCAGCGUCCUCCUUCUCGGUCCCGCCAACGCUGGCAAGACGUCACUUCUCACACUCUUUGAGCGCGGCGCUUCUGGUACCGAGACGCAUACCUCCCAGGUGUCGCACGAUGUCGAGCUCAACGCCUCUACCGACUCUGAAAACAAGCACUCGUACCGUAACCACGACACCCAUGAUGGUACAUAUACCAAGUUCUUGCUUGUCGAUACUCCUGGUCAUGGAAAGCUGCGAAACGUGCCGAUGGGCAAGCUGGACCGUACUGAAAAACUGAAGGCUGUUGUCUUUUUGGUGGAUGCCGCUGCUAUUGGCGAACCCGAGGUUCUUGCGCCCACCGCUGCGUACCUCUACGACGUGCUGCUCUUCCUGCAGAAGCGCGCUGCCAACGCCAAGGCCAAGGUUGCGAUCCCUAUUCUCAUCGCCGCCAACAAGAUGGACCUCUUCACCGCCCUGCCAUCGACACUUGUCAAGUCCAACCUGGAAGCCGAGCUGACGAGAAUUCGUGCUUCGCGAAGCAAGGGACUGCUGGACUCAGGCGUCGGAUCUGACGACAUUGGCUCAGAGGAGCAGGAUUCUUGGCUGGGCGAGUACGGUUCCUCCAAGUUCACCUUCAGCCAGCUCCAAGAGUUCGACAUCGAUGUUGAUGUUCUCCCUGGAAACGUCACUGGCGAUGGUCCUGGUGCAGACAAGUGGUGGUGGUGGAUCGCUCAGCGAAUAUAAACAUCGACGAUCAAUACAUCACAAAGGGGGGAGAAAUGGGAUGACACAAGUAUAUUAAUGACAUUUUUUAAUUUACGCAGCUGAUUCCCAUCGCAAAUGCCAUGUAGAUGUUGAGUCUACCGCCCAAAAUUCAGUCUAUCAAAAAAAUCCCAUCUUUUUCUCUAAGGUAUCCUGGAACGCCAGACGUGAAUGUCGUUGAAAACAUGAGUACUCGUUCCCCCCUCCUCUCGCGAGGUUUCUCCCAUCUACAGCUUCUUGUUGAUCAUCCAUGUAAGGAGAUCAACCUUUGUAACAAUAGCAAUAGGCUUGGACAGAGACUUGGAGUCGUCAGUCUUCUCGGUGACGACGGCUGCACUGUUCCACUCAAAGAACUUGCUGAGUGUGGUGAGGGGUGUGUCCUUUGUGAUCUCGACGAAUUGUCUACGCUUGCCGGGGUUGAUGGGGGAAGCGAAUUCGCGAGGAUCAGUGACGAUCUCGUCGAGGCGCGCAAAGUCGAACAUGACGUCUGAUACGGGGCUCUGGGCGGUGGCGCGGCCGCGGGAGAUGUAGCUUAGGAGGUUACCAAGUGUGACGAGACCGACGAGCUUGUUGCCGUUGGCGGAAAGGACGGGGAGUUGAUCGAAGCCCUUGUCGCGCAUGGUCUCGAUGGCCUCGGAGCAGGAAGAGUUAGCACCGACGGAUGUGACGGGCUUGAGGCGGAGAGAAGCGAUGGUGGCGCCCUCGUAAGGGUCGGAGGUCUUCUUCUGGCUGUUUCCGUUGACAGUGGAUUCAACACCAUUGACGGGGAGGAGGUCGUUGGCGGCGAGCCAGUCGUCAUCAGCGAACUUGGAGAGGUAGCUUCGGAUGCUGUCAGGCAGGACAACAACUACAACAUCGCCCUUCUUAAAGUUGUACUCCUUGACAGCGAGGAGCAUGGCAGCCAUGGCAGAACCGGAACUGCCACCAACCAGGAUACCCUCCUCGGCAAUAAGUCGUCGAGCAAGGUGGAAAGACUGUCGGUCAUCGGUCUUGUACCACUUAUCAACGAUCUGCUGGUCGAGCACAUCGGGAAUAAAAUCAUAUCCAAUACCCUCCACCUUAUAAGACUCAUUGGCAUGCUCCUCGUUCAAAAGCUCAGGCAGAGCAAGGAUACUGCCGUGGGGAUCCGCAGCAAUGACCUUGAUGUCCUGGUUGUGCUUCUUAAGACCACGAGCAAGACCAGUGAUGGUACCACCAGUACCGGCACCAGCGACAAUAGCGUUGAUCUUGCCGCCAGUCUGCUCCCAGAUCUCCUCAGCGGUGCCGAACUCGUGGGCGAGAGGGUUGUUCUCGUUGCUGUACUGGUCGAGAAUAUGGGCGUUGGGAAGCUCCUUCUCGAGACGGCGGGCAACACCAAUGUGAGACUCGGGGGCAUCCCAAGCAGCUUGUGUAGGAGUACGGAUGAUGGUGGCGCCGAGGGCACGGAGGACGGAGACCUUUUCGGCGGACAUCUUCUCGGGGAGUGUGAUGAUAGUCUUGUAGCCCUUGAUAGCUCCGACGAGAGCAAGACCGAUACCACUGUUACUGUCAGCUGAGAUCCGAGAGCUUCGAAUCUGGUGAUCUUACGUGUUUCCACUGGUAGGCUCGAUAAGAGUGUCACCAGGCUUAAUUCUUCCACUCUUCUCAGCCUCUUCAAUCAUGCGUAGAGCAAUUCUAUCCUUAACACUGCCUCCAGCACUGAACAGUUCUGGCUUGACGUAGACAUCGCACUCGAUGCCCAGCGACUGGGGGAUCUUGUUAAGUCUGACAAGAGGAGUAUUUCCGAUGAGCUCCGUCGCCGAGUGGACAGUAGCAGCGCGAGGCGGAACGUGAGGGACCUGAGAAGCCAUUUUGAAUAAUUAUGUAUUUUAGAUUAGAGAAGAAUAAAGAGAGGAAAGGAAAAAAGAGUUUCUCAUACGAGAACCGACGACUUAAGCACGCCACGGGACACAUACAUUGUUAGCUAAUGGUAAAGGUGGCGGGGCU